AUGAGUAGCUGGGGAAUUAUGUUCAACACAUUUGAAGAUUUGGAAGUGUUUUAUAUUGAGCACAUGAAGAAACAAAUUGGACGUGAUAGGGUAUGGGUCGUGGGCCCAUCACUCCCCUACGAAGAUGGCCCGAUGGCGGUGGUUACCAUUGUACGUAGUGGGUCGAGUGCAGUGCCACCUGAUGAGCUGCUCAUGUGGUUGGACAAAAAGCCCAAUGACUUUGUUGUUUAUAUAUUCUUUGGGAGCCGAGGGACAUUAAGUGAGAAUGAAAUGAGUGCGUUGACAAGUGCACUUGAACUUAGUAACGUUCACUUUAUCUUGUGUAUAAAGGCAAGCGAUUCAAGCUUCAUUCUAAGUGGAUUUGAAGAUUGGGUGGGGGUCGAGGGUUUAUAG
Lactuca virosa is the source of this 393-nucleotide messenger RNA. Lineage: Eukaryota; Viridiplantae; Streptophyta; Magnoliopsida; Asterales; Asteraceae. The record is from the annotation of a GenBank genome assembly.